CAAUUAAAUUUGGCAAUACCCUUAUUUUACAUAGUCAUUGGCUGUUUAUGCCACAAAUUUUUUGCUUAGAAAAAAUUUUUUUUUCUUGUUCAUUUCGUGCGGUUAAAAAUAUAAAGGGAAAGUAAGAUGGAAGUUUUAAUCCCCGAAAAGGAAGAUACAUUCGAUUUCAAAUUAAAAGAUGCUUCAUGUGCGUUGGAUGAGUUAGAUAUUGAUGAUCUCUAUGUGAAAUAUAAGAAAUUGCAAAAAACUUUGGAAUUUCUGGAGGUACAAGAAGAGUACAUUAAAGAUGAACAACGUAACCUUAAGAAAGAGUAUUUACACGCCCAAGAGGAAGUUAAACGUAUACAAUCUGUGCCCCUAGUUAUUGGUCAAUUUUUAGAAGCCGUUGAUCAAAAUACUGGUAUCGUGGGUUCUACCACUGGUUCUAAUUAUUAUGUGCGUAUUUUAUCCACCAUUGAUAGAGAAUUAUUGAAACCAUCGGCUUCGGUGGCUUUACACAAGCACAGUAAUGCUUUGGUUGAUGUUUUGCCUCCAGAGGCAGAUAGUUCAAUUUCCAUGCUGCAACCGGAUGAAAAACCCGACGUUAGUUACGCAGACAUUGGUGGCAUGGAUAUGCAAAAACAAGAAAUACGGGAAGCUGUUGAACUGCCUUUGACCCACUUUGAACUGUAUAAGCAAAUUGGUAUUGAUCCUCCUCGCGGUGUUCUCAUGUAUGGUCCACCUGGAUGUGGUAAGACUAUGUUAGCCAAGGCUGUGGCUCAUCAUACCACUGCUUCAUUUAUACGUGUGGUAGGAUCAGAGUUCGUGCAAAAAUAUCUUGGGGAAGGACCACGUAUGGUACGCGACGUUUUCCGUUUAGCCAAGGAAAAUGCUCCAGCAAUUAUAUUCAUUGAUGAAAUUGAUGCUAUUGCCACUAAACGUUUUGAUGCUCAGACUGGUGCCGAUCGUGAAGUCCAACGCAUUCUGCUGGAAUUGCUUAAUCAAAUGGAUGGUUUCGAUCAAACUACGAAUGUAAAAGUUAUUAUGGCCACCAACCGGGCCGACACUUUAGACCCAGCUCUAUUACGUCCUGGCCGUUUAGAUAGAAAAAUAGAAUUCCCGUUACCAGACAGGCGUCAAAAACGUUUGAUUUUCUCCACGAUCACGUCAAAAAUGAAUUUGAGCGAAGAUGUUGAUUUGGAAGAGUUUGUAGCGCGACCUGAUAAAAUAUCUGGUGCUGAUAUUAAUGCCAUUUGCCAAGAGGCUGGUAUGCAUGCCGUAAGAGAAAAUCGUUAUAUCGUGUUGUCCAAAGAUUUCGAAAAAGGUUAUAAAAAUAACAUAAAGAAAGAUGAACAAGAACAUGAAUUCUAUAAAUAAAUUACUGAAAUGACUAAAUUACUGUAUUAAAUAUGGAAUAUUACGCAAAUAAUUUCUAAUAUAUCCUUUUUUUUUUCAAUCUGAUUUGACACGAUAACAAAAAAAUUAUAGCGGAGUUUGGUAAAGAGCUAAAGUGGUUAAGUGGCGAAUGCAUGAAAGAUGAAUUAGUAACUUUGAAGAU
Molecule: messenger RNA, 1537 nt
Organism: Glossina fuscipes
Lineage: Eukaryota; Metazoa; Arthropoda; Insecta; Diptera; Glossinidae
Gene: Rpt3
Product: 26S proteasome regulatory subunit 6B
Exons: 4
Coding region: 127-1356 (409 amino acids)
Biological process (GO): proteasome-mediated ubiquitin-dependent protein catabolic process
Cellular component (GO): proteasome regulatory particle, base subcomplex
Molecular function (GO): ATP hydrolysis activity; ATP binding; proteasome-activating activity
Source: RefSeq, a predicted model, not a curated record